This is a messenger RNA of Dracunculus medinensis (Guinea worm), 318 nucleotides long. Lineage: Eukaryota; Metazoa; Nematoda; Chromadorea; Rhabditida; Dracunculidae. The record is from the annotation of a GenBank genome assembly.
AUGCAUCACCACAUACUAUAUCAUGAUCCGAUAACACUUCCAGAUAUGGGUAUAUUACUUCACUUCCGAACAAUGAAGAAAGUAGUCACGGCAUUCUUGCAAAUAGAAUUGCACCAUUUUUCUUUGUUAUAUAAUCAAUUUCCCUUCUUAUUAUCAGCUACUGUUAAUUAUCAUUUGGAAUCUAGUGCUAGUGAAACAGCUUUAGAGGGAGCAAUGAAUAUUCGAGAAUUUCUUUCGAAUGAUAUCGGAUUCAAUGGAAUUAUACCCGACCAAGAUCGAACAAACCUCAGUGCCAGAAAAAUUUUAGGGAUUAUGUGA